GUGAAAGUGGCACCUCCCCCGACGCCCUCAGCGAACUUGGCACCCGCCCAGCGUCGGGCCUUGCAGAAGAAACCGCCACGGCUUAUGCCCCACAAGAAGGGCUUUGAUCAACCAGCCUUUGUGGUGGAAGACUUUGAUGGAAAACUCUUGACACUGCGGCAGCUGGAGGCCAAAGACGUCCUUCCGCCUGGUGCGGAGUUGCGGCGCCUCCUGAUCGACGAUUUAUCCAGGGUAUUUCCUGGAAAGAACGUGCCAUCACCUCUGACCGACAUUGUGAGCCGCUUUGUGGCCCGAGAUGCCUUUGCGACACAGGCCAUCUCCUUUGACAGUCCUGAAUGCGUCUACCAGAUGCCCCUGGCAGGGGCCAGGUCGGUGCUGCAUUUCGAGCCGCAAGACAUGGUGGCCACGGUGGUGACCUGCGGGGGCUUAUGCCCCGGGUUGAACGCCGUGAUUCGCGAGCUGGUGAUGAUGCUGGCACAGUAUGGUGUCCAGAAGAUCUAUGGAAUCCGCGGGGGUUACAAAGGAGUGGUGAAACCUGAGACUUGGAUGGAGCUGACCCCCAGCAGUGUGCAGGAUAUCAACUCUAUGGGAGGGACCAUCCUGGUCAGCGACCGUGGAAACCCUACAGAGGAGGAGCAAUCUCAAGUCUUGAUGGACAUGGGCGUACGCGCACACUUCAUCAUUGGUGGAGAUGGCACCCAUCGUGGUGCCUAUGAAAUGGCUGAACUGAUGAAGGAGAAAAACUGGAACUGCUCUGUCGUGGGCAUUCCAAAGACCAUCGACAAUGACAUUCCAAUGUUGGACUGCACCUUCGGCCGGAGCCUCAGGAGUGCAGCUGAAAGGCGGGUCGUCGCGGACGGCAGAUUUUUUUCUGAACCAGCCGGAAACAGGUGA
This is a messenger RNA of Cladocopium goreaui, 894 nucleotides long. The record is from the annotation of a GenBank genome assembly. Lineage: Eukaryota; Dinophyceae; Suessiales; Symbiodiniaceae.